AUGGAUGCACAGUCUGAGAAGCAUUCUCCAAGCUCCGCUCUCGAUGAGCGCAAAGAUGAGACUGUUUCGGGUGGAACAAACGAUUUUCCUGGAUACAAUGCGAAAAUUGAAUUUCAAUCAAGAGAAGCUCGUAAUGUCUUAUUGAAAGUUGACUUUCUUAUACUUCCGCCAAUUGUGCUUUGCUUUUGCUUUCUCCAAUUCGACCGCACAAACAUCGGAAAUGCCCUCACUGAUACCCUGAGAAAGGAUAUCAAUGUGGGAAAUACAGAGGUCAACUUGGCACAGACGCUUUUUACCGUCGGCUUUAUCGUUACUGAGCUGCCCUUUAACAUGAUCAGCAAGUAUAUAGGACCCGAAAGAUUCCUUCCUAUCACGAUGUUCCUUUGGGGCAUUGUGACAUGGUCUCAAGUCUUCAUGAAGAGCGCGACCGGUCUUUACGCAACCAGGUUCUUUAUCGGUGCUCUUGAAGGUGGAUAUAUACCGGGAUUUGCCCUGUAUAUUUCCAAAUUCUACACAAAUCAAGAGCUUGCUUUUCGAUAUGCGAUUUUUUGGGCUGCGAACAGCUUUGCAGGAGCUCUGGGUGGCCCUUUGUCUAUUGGCUUACUCUCACUCGGUGGACGUGGUGGGCUAUAUGGAUGGCAGUGGCUUUUUCUUAUUGAGGGUGCCCUGACAUGUUUCCUGGGGAUUGCUGCUUAUCUUUACUUCCCACACAAUGCGGUCAAGCCGAAAUCCUUCAUGGGAAAGAAUCUCUCAAUGUUUACCCAGCGUGAAGCUUCUAUUCUUGUCACUCGAGUCCUCUGUAAUGAUCCGACGAAAGCACUCCGCUACGGAAAACCAGUUCUUCCAUCCCACGUCCUGGAUACAUUCAGAGAUUGGAGAUUAUACGGCCACCUUGUUGCUGCGCUACUUUCAAUGGUUAUGAUAUCGCCGAUGAACACUUAUGCACCAUCAAUCAUCAAGAUUCUUGGGUUUAGCUCCUUGCAGGCAAACGGUCUCAACUCUGUCGGGAGUAUAUGUGCUUUGAUCUGGUCUGUUUCUCUCGCGUUCAGCAGCGACAAAUUUCAGGAACGCGGAUUUCAUAUUGCUGUUGGAUACUUAUGGGGAGCCGUGGGCCUGUUGUGGCUUGCAUUAGCGCCUGAGAAUGUCGGGAAGUGGAUUCUCUAUGGUGGUGUUGUUUGGACGCAGAUGGGCAUGGGUAGUGCGCAGGCCAUCAGCGCCGCCUGGCUGACUGCAAAGAUGGAAGACCACAAGCGCCCGGUCGCCUUGGCCGCCUAUUCCGUACACGAGAUGCUCCUCGAUACAAAUACGGCUUGA
Molecule: messenger RNA, 1314 nt
Organism: Penicillium argentinense
Lineage: Eukaryota; Fungi; Ascomycota; Eurotiomycetes; Eurotiales; Aspergillaceae
Product: vitamin H transporter
Exons: 5
Coding region: 1-1314 (437 amino acids)
Biological process (GO): transmembrane transport
Cellular component (GO): membrane
Molecular function (GO): transmembrane transporter activity
Source: RefSeq, a predicted model, not a curated record